This is a messenger RNA of Cercospora beticola, 919 nucleotides long. RefSeq lists its product as uncharacterized. The record is from RefSeq and is a predicted model, not a curated record. Gene Ontology annotation, molecular function: phosphoprotein phosphatase activity. Lineage: Eukaryota; Fungi; Ascomycota; Dothideomycetes; Mycosphaerellales; Mycosphaerellaceae.
UUGUGUUGACCACACAGAUCUUCGCGGUCAGCCACAUCUCUCACCGCGUCGCUCCUUGUCCAACGUGGCAUAGACUGCUGCCCCCUUGUGGAGUGAGUCACACGGACUCUCUGGUACCUAGCAUUCAGCUGAAGGAUUCGAUACGUCAGGCCUUGGCGCUGAUCUGUUUCUACAUGAAUGAGCGAAAUGCCUCGAGCGAUGUACAUACACGAUAUUCGCCAUGUCUAAGUCAUAUACCAUCGAAGAUGUUCUCGCCACGCCCACUGCGGAGGCGAUCGACCCCGAAAUCGUCAAAGACAUCGUUAAUCGGCCUCCAUUCGUCCAUAUCCCUGGGACCUUCAACGCACGAGACGUUGGCGCUAACGAACAUGCUGGAGUGCGGUCUGGCUACAUUUUCAGAUCUGGCACCUUCGAAGACGCAGACGAUGCUACAUUAGCAUCUCUACAGAAGCUGAACAUCACGACAAUCUACGACCUGCGCACUUUUCGCGAAACUCAAGACCACCCCGAUCCGCAUUUUAGUGGAGUUCAAAUCCAAUGGUGUCCAAGCACCGUUGACAAUGACUUGGAGAAGAACUUUCAGGCCAAGGUUGCGCAGAAGCUGAAUGUGAGAUGCUAAAUAAUAAUGAAAUAACUUCAGUCCUACGGCUCAUAAAGAUAGAUCCAUGAAGAAUACGCAAAAUUAAUGCGUGCACACGCACCCAAAUUUGAAGCCGUCUUUCGCCACAUCCUCGAGCAGCCCGACAAGCCCUUCCUUUUUCACUGCUUUGCGGGGAAGGAUCGCACUGGAAUCCUGGCAGCCCUCAUCGCUCUCUUGGCUCAAGGAGAAGACCGCGAUGAAGCACUUUCGGCAGCUCAACGCGACUAUGAUCUGACGAGGGUCGGCAUCGAGCCCGUACGGGAGCUUUUGCUAGCGAAG